GCCGUUCUAUGUUUUUCUGUCGAUUGCUCACACUGGCAAAUCUUCAAAGGAACCAUUAAACUAGGGAUACUUGAAAUGAAGCACAACUAAAAGUUUAAAAAUGGAUACAAAUAAUGUGACCGAUAUUGUUACCGUAAAAAACUACAUAAUGAUUUUUGACAUUGAAAAAUGUUUUUAUUACACCCUAAUGUGCUCAAGACUGUAUCGUGUAGAAUCGUCCAUUAGUGACGUCAAAAGCACACAAACAUGGCUAUUUGUAGUACAUAUCAAUGAAUGCUUUUUAUCAAAACAUUUUUGUAUUUACACUAUUUAUAUUCUAACCUUCACCAAAUUACUGUUUCCCCCUAGUUUCCGGGUAAAGCGGAAGUACACCGGAAGUAGCCUGUUAAUGUGUUGUGACGUUACCUUGACAACAAGCUCUGUCAUGAACGUUUUCAAACUUUUUACAACUACAAGUAACUCGUCGUCACAAUGAUGUCAUUGUCAAAGAACAAGUUCAAAAAGUUGAACGAUUGUAGCAAACCAGCCGAGAAGCGGGAGGGGAAAUGUGUUGUGCGUUUCAAAUGUGGAACCGCCGGUACCAUGCAUGAUGUCUUGAAACAAAGGCCGGGCUGGGUCGAAGUCAAAGAUGAUGGUGAAUGGGACUUCCACUGGUGUGAAGUAGGAUGGCUUAGGGAGAAUUUUGAUCAUUCAUUCAUGGAGGAACAUGUAAGGAUAAACCACUUCCGCAACCGUUACGAGCUGACCCGCAAAGACUUCCUGUUAAAAAACCUAAAAAGAUACAAAAGGGCUCUAGAAAGGGGGGAGAGCUGCACAGAGGUUUCCAAAUGUGAUUUUUUCCCAUGCAGCUUUGCACUGCCUAAUGAAUACCAUCUCUUUGUGGAGGAGUUCAAGAGAAACCCUGGCAGCACCUGGAUAAUGAAGCCGGCUGCAAAAUCUCAAGGCGCAGGCAUCUUCCUUUUUAGAAAACUGAAAGACAUCAUGGACUGGAAGAAACAUGACGCCAGUCGCUCAGAAGAUCAGAAAGAUGCAGCUCAAGUGGAAAGCUAUGUGGCGCAGUGCUAUAUUGAGAACCCCUACCUGCUUGGUGGCAGGAAGUUCGAUCUGAGGGUCUAUGUGAUGGUCACAUCAUAUUUUCCAUUGAAGGCAUGGCUUUAUCGGGAGGGCUUUGCUCGUCUUUCAAGCACACGUUUCUCUCUGGAUAGUAUUGAUGACAAGUAUGUACAUCUCACUAAUGUGGCGGUUCAAAAAACAGCACCUGACUAUGAUCCUGAAAAGGGAUGUAAAUGGAAGAUCCAGAAACUGCGUAAGUACCUGACCGCAAAGCAUGGGAUACAGGUGGUUGAAACUCUGUUUACAGAGAUGGAUAACAUCUUCAUCAGCAGUCUACAGAGUGUGCAGAAGAUUAUUAUAAAUGACAAACACUGCUUUGAACUCUACGGCUACGACAUUUUGCUGGAUAAGAACCUCAAACCGUGGUUGAUUGAGGUAAACGCUUCUCCGUCGCUCGCACCCAGCAGUCAGGAGGAUUACGACAUGAAGUACAGACUGCUGGAAGAUACUGUAAAUAUUGUGGAUAUGGAGAAAAGGUUGACUGGGAAAGAAAAGAGGAUGGGCGGAUAUGAUCUUAUGUGGAAUGAUGGACCUGUCUACAGAGAGGAUUCUGACUCUGAAAUAUUUAGUUGUUCAUGUUUGAAAGCCAACACAAACUUGGGUAAGGCCACAUUGUUUAAGGUAUGGAAUCUUACUGUUAUACAACGUGUCAAUAAUAUGCCAUCAUUCAUUACUCCUGUGACACUCUUAUUUUUGUGCAGGAUGCAUGAAUGACAGGGAAAACCAUAUGUUUAAACAAUUUCCAGACCAGAAGAUUUGAUGUUGUUCCACAAAAGAACUUAAUAGGGUAUAAUGUUCUCAUCCAGGUCUGCAAGUAGCUUCACUAUUGAAUCGUAUUUGAAGACUCUGUCAGGUUAGUAUAGACCAGUGCUUUUCGAUUAUUUUCUGUGACACUCCCCCCUGAGGCAGAACAUUUUUCACGCCCCCCAAUUGUCCACCGCAAAUAUUGUAAAUACUAUUGUCAAUAAAAUUGUUAUAAGUACACCUCUGCAUAAAAUAACAUUCUUAAUAAUGUUACACAAAACAUACACCGUCUUUUUAUCUUCUCCCACAAUAGACGAAGUGAAGCCAAGCGCUACAUCCAACCAUCAUUUUCUACCACUUGUCCCUUUCGGGUCACGGGGGGUGCUGGAGCAUAUUUCACAUACUCUUUAUUUUAUUCUAAUACAGCAAAAAAAACAAAAAACAUACCUGCACCCGAGUUUAGUUCACAACUUAGGAGACAAACAUUUCAGUUUUUCAAAUUCCUAAAAACAAGUCAGUGCUCCUGUCGUAUAGAAGAAUUUGGACCACUGUAAGCACAUUGGAAGAUUCUUUCAUUGCCAUUUUAAUUUCCUAAAGCCCAGCAUCCCCUACAGCGGACAUUUGUAUUUGUGCAACAUGCCCACUAAUGGUACACACAAUAUUGGAGUUUGUACACAUUGUUUAGCGCGCGUUAUUUGGAUC
Messenger RNA from Nerophis ophidion (straightnose pipefish), 2559 nucleotides. Its product is annotated as probable tubulin polyglutamylase TTLL9. The record is from RefSeq and is a predicted model, not a curated record. Gene Ontology annotation, molecular function: tubulin-glutamic acid ligase activity; tubulin binding. Gene Ontology annotation, cellular component: cilium. Gene Ontology annotation, biological process: microtubule cytoskeleton organization; protein polyglutamylation. NCBI's taxonomy places the organism in Eukaryota, Metazoa, Chordata, Actinopteri, Syngnathiformes, Syngnathidae. The transcript is spliced from 13 exons. The coding region runs from base 472 to 1827 and encodes 451 amino acids.